Passer montanus (Eurasian tree sparrow) is the source of this 4964-nucleotide messenger RNA. It is a transcript of the gene SCUBE2, whose product is annotated as signal peptide, CUB domain and EGF like domain containing 2. Gene Ontology annotation, molecular function: calcium ion binding. Gene Ontology annotation, biological process: signal transduction. The record is from RefSeq and is a predicted model, not a curated record. The coding region runs from base 1 to 3084 and encodes 1027 amino acids. Lineage: Eukaryota; Metazoa; Chordata; Aves; Passeriformes; Passeridae. The transcript has 22 exons. Gene Ontology annotation, cellular component: cell surface.
AUGCGUGGGCCUUCAGCCGGGGAUUCACGCUCUGCAGUGGGCUGUAAUUACCCGGUAAAAACCUCAGUAUUGUACUGCACCGACCCAACGGAGGCCGGAGCGCCUCGCGUGUGCCGGGCAGCCACAUGCUCCGUGCUCAGGGAUGCUUCCCGGGCGGCGUGCGCGGCAUUCCCGCCCCGCGGGCACCUGCGGUCGGGGCGGGCAGGUGUGCGAGCGCCGGGGCGGGGCCGGGGGAGGCCGCCCAGCCCUCGCCUGCUGCUCCUGCUGCUGCCCGCGCCGGCCGGCCCCGCCGCGCUGCCCCUGCCCGAUGUGGACGAGUGUGCCCUGGGGCUGGAUGACUGCCACCCAGAUGCCAUUUGCCAAAACACCCCCAAGCUGUACAAGUGCACCUGCAAAAUGGGCUACACCGGCGAAGGGAGGAAAUGUGAAGACAUUGAUGAAUGUGACAACGACUUCAAUGGGGGCUGUGUCCACGAGUGUUUCAACAUUCCAGGGAAUUACCGCUGCACUUGCUACGACGGCUUCAUGCUGGCUCAUGAUGGCCACAACUGCCUGGACACAGACGAGUGCAUGUUCAACAACGGCGGCUGCCAGCACGUUUGUGUCAACACCGUGGGGAGCUACGAGUGCCGCUGCAAGGAUGGCUUCUUCCUCAGCGACAACCAGCACACCUGCAUCCACCGCUCCGAAGAAGGCAUGAGCUGCAUGAACAAAGACCAUGGCUGUGCCCACAUCUGCAGAGAAACACCCAAAGGAGGAGUUGCCUGUGAAUGCCGACCAGGAUUUGAGCUGUCCAAGAACCAGAGGAGCUGCAUUUUGACGUGCAACCACGGGAACGGGGGCUGCCAGCACACGUGUGACGAUGCUGACAGCGGGCCCGUCUGCGGCUGCCACCCCAAGUACGUCAUGCACCUGGAUGGCAAAACCUGCCUGGAGAGGGAAGAAGCUGUUGAAGUUUCUGAGGGAAACACCACAGCAGCAGCUGAUGUGGACAAGAGAGUGAAGCGACGCUUGCUUAUGGAAACGUGCGCGGUGAACAACGGCGGCUGCGACCGCACCUGCAAGGACACCUCCACCGGAGUGCACUGCAGCUGCCCCGUGGGGUUCACCCUCCAGUUCGAUGGCAAGACCUGCAAAGAUAUUGAUGAAUGCCAGUCCAAUAAUGGAGGCUGUGAUCAUUUCUGUAAAAACACUGUUGGCAGUUUUGAUUGCAGCUGCAGAAAAGGAUUUAAAUUAUUAACAGAUGAGAAGUCCUGUCAAGACAUUGACGAGUGCUCCUUCGAGCGGGCGUGCGACCACACGUGCACCAACCACCCCGGCACCUUCCAGUGCUCCUGCAACAAGGGCUACGCCCUGUACGGCUUCACCCACUGUGCAGAUAUUAAUGAAUGCAGCAUCAACAAUGGUGGUUGCCAGCAGCUGUGUGUGAACACGCUGGGAGAUUAUGAAUGCCUGUGUCAGUCUAACUACAAGCUACACUGGAAUAAAAAGGACUGUGUUGAGACAAAAGAUCCCUUGUCUGACAGUGUGUCACCCAAGGUGUUGCUGCACUGCAUUAAGAGUGGUGGGAGUGAUAGAUGCUUUUUGAGCUGCUCUCCAGAUGUCCAGGUAUUCUCUGGAACACAAGAUGCCUACACCCUCACCUGUGGCAGGUCCUCUCAGCUUAAGAAAAAACAGCAAAAUGCAAAUGCUUCCAGCUGGCUGGAUGCUUCAGCCAUCAAGAUAAGCGUAACCUUUAAAUUAAAUGAAGGAAAAUGUAGUUUGAAAAAGACUGAGAUGUUUCAAGAAGGUCUGGAGCAGAUGAUACCAGAGAGACAAAACUCAGUAAUGGAGAGCUUCCACUAUGUAAACCUAACAUGCAGCUCUGGCAAGAAAGUUCAUGGAGCCCUCAGUAGACUGGCAGCGACUAGAGAGAUUUUUAUCACUGCGGACUUUGAGCUGGAAACGAGCCGGAAGGAGGUGACAGACACGUGCGACGUGCGCUGCGCCCGCAAGAAGACGGAGAAGCGGUUCCGGAAAACCAUCCGCACCCUGCGGAAGACGGUCAGCAGGGACCAGUUCCGCAUCCGCCUCUCGGGCACGGACCACGAGCUGGCCAGGAAGGCCCUCAAGCCCUCAGAGCCACAGCAGUCCUGUGGCGUGGGACAGCUGCACCCGGGGGCCAGAUGUGAUCAGUGCUCCCCUGGGGAAUACUCUCCCGAUGGCUUCAAGCCCUGCCUGCCAUGUCCCCUUGGCACGUACCAGCCUGAGGCUGGCAGAGUGUCCUGCUUUCCCUGUGGAGGAGCUCUCACCACGAGGCACAGCGGGGCUUCCUUCUUUCAGGACUGUGAGACCAAAGUUCAGUGUUCUCCUGGCCAUUUUUACAACACCACAACUCACCGAUGUAUUCGCUGUGCAAUUGGGACAUACCAGCCUGAGUUUGGACAAAAUUACUGCAUUUCCUGCCCUGGAAACACCACUACUGAUUUUGAUGGGUCAACAAACAUAACACAGUGCAAAAACAGGCAGUGUGGAGGGGAGCUGGGAGAUUACACUGGAUAUAUUGAAUCACCCAACUACCCUGGGGACUACCCUGCAAACACCGAGUGCACUUGGAACAUCAACCCACCGCCCAAGCGCCGCAUCCUGAUCGUGGUCCCAGAAAUAUUCCUGCCCAUCGAAGACGAGUGUGGAGACUACCUGGUGAUGAGAAAAAGCUCCUCUUCCAACUCGGUGACCACGUAUGAGACCUGCCAGACCUACGAGCGCCCCAUAGCCUUCACUUCCAGGUCCAAGAAACUGUGGAUCCAGUUCAAGUCCAAUGAAGGGAACAGUGCCAAAGGAUUCCAAGUUCCCUAUGUAACCUACGAUGAGGAUUACCAAGAGCUAAUAGAAGACAUUGUUCGGGAUGGCAGACUUUAUGCAUCUGAAAAUCAUCAAGAAAUACUUAAGGACAAGAAGCUGAUAAAAGCACUGUUUGACGUGUUGGCACACCCGCAGAACUACUUCAAGUACACAGCCCAAGAAUCCAGAGAGAUGUUCCCAAGAUCCUUCAUUCGGCUGCUGCGCUCCAAAGUUUCCAGAUUUUUGAGGCCUUACAAAUAGUUGGCACUGAACUUAAAGCUAAACCAGCCCUGGGCAUGCACAGAGGGGCUGUGGUAGGUGGGGCUGCUCUCUGUGCUUUACACACUGGCAGAGACACUCCAGGGAAGCUCGCCAGCUCCCUUCUUGGCAGAGUUUGGCUUUCUCAGCUAAUAUAAAUAUUUUGGUGAACAGAAUUUUGAUUCCUUUCCAGAUAAUACCUUUUGGGUACCAAGGGAUACCUCACGGGUCCCUGAAUUGGAGACUGACCAUGAUUUCUGUAACUGAAGGGCGCCAAGCAGAAGUUUGUGGAGCUCUGCCCCGUUGCUUCAUCAGCACCUGUAAAAGCUCCUGAGGACAGACAGGCUAAGCAGUGUGGUUUGGGAUGAACCCUGGGCUGCCAUUAAUGCAUGUUACCUCAACAAAGCUGGGUUCAUGCUGGGUCUCACUGAAAGUGAGAGCAGGAUGGAUGACUCUCUUAAUGUUUGCUACGCAGGAAAUUCAGAGCUAAGGCUGACAUAGUUUUAAUUCAAACCAGUGAGGCCAAGAGCUGCACAAGGUGCACAUUUUCUCUGAACUACACGUGGCAUGAAGCAAAGGGUUGAACUUCAGCUUGAAUGUUCAGGGUCUGGCUCACACAGUGUCUAUGCUAGUGACCUAUUGGCUUACGUGGAGUGAUACCAGAAUAAACUGUGGGCACCACAGCAGUGGGAAACAGGCUCUGACUCACGGGACAUUUCCAUUUUGGGCUGUCUGCAGCUGUUAGAGCAGAUCAAAGUAUUUCCUAAAUCCCAGUUUUGUCCCCAUGCACAGGCCUGGGACAGCAAAAGGCAUUUUCCAAGUUGUGUAAAAUUCUGCCCUCUGAGCACCUGCAGGUGGACAUAGAAGCCCCAUUUUAAAUGCAGGCUUUGCAUAGAUGAUGCUCUUGGUACAACGCUGUUUAAAGCUGAUAAGGUUACUGUAUGAGCCCCAGCUGUCAUAUUCUCUACCUUUUCUGAGCACCUUGCAAUGGCCUUGUGGAGCAGAGAAGAGCUGCUUUCCCUGUCUGGCUGGAGAGAAGGAGAGGUACAAUUCAGCCAGACUGUGGCCACAAAAGCUGUCUAUGGCAAAUUGUUCCUCAGGAUCCCCAGGCUGUGUCCUUCUCCUCUGGCUGUGUUUCCUACUGGAGACAAGGCCUGAUAGGGCCUGUAGGGAAACCUGUGCUGCUCAAAAUGUUGUCUCAGUGCUAUUCUGCCCAUACCUACAUCUCCUCUGGCCAUACAAUCCAUUCUCUCUGAGCAAUGUACCUUGAGGACCUUCUGCCUUGAAGGGAGAUAGCCACAGUCCCAUCCAUUUGGAAAUGGACUCAGGACUUCUGUCCUUUGGUCACUGGCCAUGCCAAGGGGUGCAGUGGGCACCAAACUCCCUCUCUGUGCCAUCUUAGGAGCAGUACUUACAUUUCACAGGGUAGCCAGGAGCAGUGCUCCCUUUCCCAGGAUGUGGAGUGAGUUUCCCUGCCUUGGCACGUGGUAUUGAACUGCUGAACGUGAAUAACACCAGUCCACAGUGUGACAGCAGGAGCUGGGCUCUGAAUCUCUGAGCAAAUGGGUGCUCCUGACUCAGCCUUGCUGAGCUGCUGUGCCACGCUGCGUGUGGGGCAAGGACACAUCCUGGCCGUGGUGUGACAGGGAGGGACAAUGGCUUUGGCCACAGCUGGGGAGCAGAGCCCCUCAGGAUGGGGCUGCGGGGUGCUGUGCCCCUCUUGCUGCUGGGGAGGAGUUGCCUCAGCCUGGCCAGAGGUGGGAAAUGGUUUGUGCUGCUGCCAGGAGGGAGAGCUGUGUCCCCCUGCUGCACUGGGGCAUGGCUGGGCAGGGCAGGGAGUGCCCACCCCAGGCACAGGGCUGCUGCAGGAGCAGCGAGGCACA